Messenger RNA from Carassius auratus (goldfish), 1259 nucleotides. RefSeq names its product ring finger protein 170 (gene rnf170). Gene Ontology annotation, molecular function: ubiquitin protein ligase activity. Lineage: Eukaryota; Metazoa; Chordata; Actinopteri; Cypriniformes; Cyprinidae. Bases 272 to 1054 code for a protein of 260 amino acids. The transcript is spliced from 7 exons. The record is from RefSeq and is a predicted model, not a curated record.
UAACCGCCGAUGCGCCGAAGAAGAAGAAGAAUGCGGAAGUAACCGAGCCCACAACUUAUACAAACAAACACUAAACUCUGAACAUUUAUCUUCUCGAAAGUGUGUUCGAUUCCUGAAACUGCACCGUUUCUGUCAUAUGCACAGCUGAAGGUAGAUGUGUCCACAGCCUUUGAUCAGUGUGUGUGUGUGUGUGUGUGUGUGCAGGUGUGUGUGAGUGCAGGUGUGUGUGUGUGUGUGUGUGUGUGUGUGUGUGAGGAUAUGUGCAGGUGUGAUGGAGGCCAGUGUGUGUUUGGCUCCAGAGGAGGAUUCUCUGAUUGAAGGAGUCAGUGACCCUGUGCUUCUGGUGCUGGUGCUCAGUGUCAGCUUUCUGCUCGGUCUGGCCACGCUGCUCUGCAGGAACGAGCAGCAGAGGAUUCAUCCGGACAAUCAGGAGCAGGUGCGUGUGGUCCGGGAGCAGCUCCACCCAGAGCAGCUGGCGGCGGCGGAGCCCAGGCAUCAGUUCUACUCGGACAUGUCGUGUCCCGUGUGUCUGCAGCAGGCCGUUCUGCCCGUGGAGACUAACUGCGGUCAUCUGUUCUGCGGGCCCUGUUUAAUGGCGUACUGGCGUUACGGGACGUGGCUCGGAGCCAUCAGCUGCCCCAUCUGCAGACAGACGGUGACCCUGCUGUUCCCGCUCUUCCGUGACACGGGGGGGGCUCAGACGCCGGACGGACAGGUGGACCCCGCGCUGAUCCUCAGAGACAUCCACGACUACAACCUGCGCUUCUCCGGACAGCCUCGCUCCCUGCUGGACCGUCUGCUGGACGUCCCCACGCUGCUGCGGCACGCCUUCAGAGAGAUGUUCUCCGUCGGGGGUCUGUUCUGGAUGUUCCGGAUCCGGAUCCUGCUGUGUGUGCUGGGAGCGCUGACGUACCUGGCGUCGCCGCUGGACUUCAUCCCCGAGGGAGUGGUGGGGCUGCUGGGCUUCAUGGACGACUUCUUCGUCAUCCUGCUGCUCUUCAUCUACAUCUCCAUCAUGUACCGCGAGGUGGUGACGCAGCGGCUGGCCGCCUGAGCGUCUGAUCUCUGCUUCAGAAGAACCUCACGCUGUUCUGUGCUCGGAACCAAAGCUUGAGAAGAUCAUCCAGAAACACCUGCUGAGAGACUCCUCUGUGUUUCAUGUGAUAGAGCUGGAAUAUCACACACAGACUCCUGCUGCAGCUGAAUGUGUGUACUACACACACACACACACACACACACACACACACACACACACACAC